GGAUUUUAACAAGCAAAGAAUCACCACUAAUGGGCUAAUAGUUCCUACACCCUUAAUUUAUUGAAUUGGCAGAAUAACGUGGUUGACAGGUGCUAAUGGUAUUGCCAUGGAGAAAUGUCUUCAGCCUUUAAUCAUCCUGUUUUUAGCCUUCCAUUCAUUACCCAGUCAUUUUCUUAAGCUGUAUGGUACGUGUAUCCCCUGCUCUACCUGUGACACAGGAGUUUCUCAAGAAAGCAAAGCCCUUUUAUACCAGCCAGGAGCUGGGCCACAAGAUCCCCAGGGACACAGGGUGGGAAAAGGCACCUCAGAGCAUCCCUAGGGACCACAGCGAUGCAUCGCCAGCCUGCCGUUCCUGCUUCGCUUCCUCAGCUUUCCUUAACAGUCUCCCACCCCCAGGCUUCUCGAGUUGCUGAGCUGAACACAGACCUUGAGGAUCUGACCACAAGAUGUCACAGUUUCCUCGCUGAGAUGGACCGUCCUGCCCGUGUCCUGCUCCCCAGCCUUCACCACGUUCUUCCUCGUGUAGCUGUAUAAACACAAACGCUUUUAAUUGAGGCGAGGGUGUGGGAUUUUGUUGUGAUGGUGGAGUUUGUUUUGUUCUGUUUUGUUUUUUUUUGGCAAAGCAAGCUUGUUCAUUGUGUCCUGGGCGAAGUCAGGCAUUGAUGGUUCUAGGUCACUUAGAGGUUAUCAGUUCAGGGUAUAAAAUAGAAGUUAUCCUAGAUUUAGGGUAGUCCAGCCUGCAGAGGUAAAUUUUGAGUUAAAGCAGAGGAAAAAACUAGUUUGAUUUUGCAUACAAACACUUCUUGGUGCUGCCUGGAGACACUGGUCAAGCACAGCUCCCCCACAGGCUUCGCAGGUGAUGCAGCAGGCUCAGGAAACACUCAUCACCAUGGUGUAGACUCGAGGUUUUUAUGUUCUUUAUAAUCUAUUGCUAACAUUUUUUGCUGCCUGGGAAGAUAUCUGCUUAGCCUGGAUGGGGUCCUGGGGGCUGAUGAAAUCAGCUCAGAAAUACAGUGAGAAAGAAGUUUAAUCUCAGAAUAGUGACUGAGGAGAACCUGAUGAGUUUUUCAGAAUACAGCUAUGGGCCUUUUGGGGUGGUCCUUUAUAGCCUGCAAAUUGAAUUCAAGACCUAAUUCAUGGCCUGUGCAAGCAAUUGCUAUGGAUGCUCCAAACAAUUGGCACUUUCUUUCAUGCCCGCCUGGCUGGUGCCUGUUCCUGGCUGGAGCCAGAGUUUCUCAUUCAGUGUCUGUGCCCUCUGCACCAGCUCCAGGGCACCAGGAGGAAACCUUUGCUCUACCAGCCAUGUGGGGGAAAAAAAACCCUCUAGCAAUAAAGCAGAGUUGUUGAGUGGAGCAGAAAGGACGGAAAGGACCUUUUCUGGUACCUGUGGGAAGAGCUGCGGAAGCGGACGGAUGUUUGCUCUGCCCACUCGUGCUCGUGAUUGCUUGUCCUCUGACAACAUUGCUGCCGUGGGGUCUGGCCAUGUCCCCUGGGGAAGGUGCUGCUGUCCCACUGCUUGCUGCAGAGCAGAGCACCGUGUGCUCCAACCCCAGGGGUGGCCAGGACAGGACUGACCUCCAGCCCUUCGCUCUCUCCUGCCCAGGGGACCGUGAGAACAUCCUGGGGGCCCCGGUGUUCCCACCAGCUGAAGAGUUCAGCUCAGCUCAGCACGGGACAGCAGGUCCCUGUAAGGAAUGGGCUCAGCGGCAGCUGGGUGAGCUCUGUCACCUAUACCCACAAGCAGUGGUUUAGCAAAGGAGCAGGUUUGGUGGCAGCCAGGGAAAUCUCCUGUAAUGUACGAGCUCAGUGCAAGCGGGUAGGCAGUGGUGAUACACAUUUCUUGUGUGCCAGCUGCUUGGGGGUUCCUCUUCUUGAGAAACAUAACUGAAGAGCAAGCACCACAGGCUGGUCCUCUUCUCCUAUUGAGUGGGUUUGGUGGCUGGAUCCCUGUGCCCUGCACAGCCUGAGGGUCAGGCGAGUCGGUCCCAUGGGGACCACAUGUGCUGGGAGCUUCUCAGCAGUUUGGGAAUCCUGCCUGUGGCAGGGCUUUCUUUGCAAUGGAUUUGCUGGCUGUAGGGAAUUUGGAAAGGUUCAAGUUUGAAGCUUUAUCUUCUUCUGCUAGAACUAUGAGAUGAGCCUUUAAGCAGUUUGCGAACCCUGCACACAAGCUCAUGGUUUCAGCAGCGAGCAGCAGCCUGCCAGAAAAGAUGAACAAUUAUCAGCACAUGGUUUACUGGAUCCUACUGUGCCCUUUGUGCCAUGACUGACGUCUGAAAGAGGAAAGACUUCUCUCUGAAAGAAAUCCCAGCCUUGCUGCUUGCUGGUGGGCAGUGGAAGGAGAAGUCAGCUGGGAUGAAACAGCUGAUUUCCCCACAAGGGAUGGUGACACCCCAUGUUCCAUGUGAUGUUUGUUCCAUCUUUGUCAGUCCGUAUGUCAUUGACUCAUUUUUUUCAGCUAUUUGUCAUUAAAAUAAGCCUUCCCUGACACAACAGUAAGAUGAGAAGUGUAAAUCCCGAACAGUGCUUUGCAUCCCAGCUCUGUCCUGUAGUGGGGUUGUUCAUCAGGCUUCACUUCACAGGUUUGGCCACUCGCUUCAGGAGUUGCCAGCAUUGCUGAUGUGAAUUGCCUUAAAACAUCCUCUUUAUUUUGAAUCCUGGGUCUCUGGUGCCAGCUGCCUUGGUUUCCUAUCCUGCAUCUCUCAGCAACUGCAUCCAGGAUCCUCUCAGAGAGCAAGACAGCACUGGAGCAUGGAGGGCUUUCAAGCAAGACUGGGGCACCUCUCUGCCGCUGGGUUGAGAGCCCGUGUCUACUGUGAAGACUUUCUGUUCCCAAAGGUGUGUAGGACCGUGGCAGACCUCUGGUCAAUUUACUCCAAGCCUGUCCCAGCAAACAGCAGAGAGCUGUGGACCUUGUUCCUGCAGAGCUGCUGCAUCGCGGCGGUCAUAGGAGGACUCUUUUACAACUGGAUGUUUGCUUCCCUGGAGUAUUCCUGGCAUCUCUCUGUUGCAAUGACCAUCUCCUUCAGCCUGCUCCUUCUCCUGACCCUUUUCUUGGUGCAUCCUGCCCGUUGUGUCUUCAGUAUGAUCAUGCCUAUGUUAGGUACCAAACAAGGCCGGAAGCUUCUUUUGUCAACCUGCACCAUGAUUGUAGUGGUUAAUAUAACACCCAACAUCAUGAGCAACAUUAAAACCAUACUGCAGGUUAUUAAGUGCAUCUGUAAGAAUACCUCGGAGAGUCUUUUGAACUCAACUUCUCUGCUAGGGACAGCGUCCUGGGAGUUUGGGGAUGCCAUCCAAGAAAAUGUUAAUUCCAUUAACAUUGGUAGUCCUAUGAAUGGACAUUUUUGGUUUUCACUGCUUAAGAACAGCUCCUUCACUUACCAACAAAUGCAGCUUGCUGGUGAAAAAAUUGGGAGGGACUUUUUGGCUGUCGAGGUACUGGUCAAAGACUCCGUACGAGUAGGCAACAAGCUGGUUGCUGGCUUCUCCAUGCUUUAUCUCUGCUUUGAGUCUACCUGGUAUUUGAAAAAUUAUCUCACCAACCUCCGUUUUGACAAUUUUUACAUCACCAAGAAGCUGGAGCUUUUAGCUGCAGACAGAAAAGCAGCUCAUCUGCUGGUGGGCCCAUCCAAGAACCUCAUUCGGCCAACAGGCUUGAAGUUGUCCCGGGAAGAAGUGAUGCUGUGCCUCGUGCAAGCCAUGCUCCUCACCGUGGCCCUGAUGCUGAUGCUGGUGGUCAUGGCCAUGGACCACUUUGCAUUCAGCGUGGCAGACACCGCGGUGAGAAAGGCGGCUCAGUUCUCCGUGGUGCCCGUCACACUCGGCAUCAAAUACAGGGCUAAAAUAGGGAUCCUGCCCUUUCUUCCAAAACUUUUACGGCUUCCUUCUGAAGAACUACCUCUUCAGGACUUUGAAAGAAGCUACCACUACUAUCUGACCUUCAGCUCUGCCCACUGCAGCAUCAGCCCCCCGACACCUCCCAGCCCCUCGGUGCUGCUCGCCGUGGGGCUGCUCUUCUGCAUCCUCUACACCACCGUGUUCCUGCAGACCUACGCACGCCGCCUGUGCAGGAGAAUCGCGGGCUCCUUCUUUGAAAGCUGGGAGGAGAAGCGAGCGCUUUACCUCUACAAGAAGCUGUCCAGGAGGCACAAGGAGGAGCAGAACCAUGUGAGAAGCUAAGGGCACUUCUGGAAAUGCAGGGGAUGGGACCUGUGGCAGUGGCCGGGCACGGGCUGCUGCAAUGGGAUCAUGCAUUUAAUUUUCCAGAGUCAGAGAAAUGUUCGGAGUCUGGGGAAAAUAUUUGUGCAAAAAAAAAAAGGUGGAAUGUCACAUUUUCAAUUCAUUUGAGAAAAAUGGGAUAAAUUUA
Molecule: messenger RNA, 4366 nt
Organism: Columba livia (rock pigeon)
Lineage: Eukaryota; Metazoa; Chordata; Aves; Columbiformes; Columbidae
Gene: OCSTAMP
Product: osteoclast stimulatory transmembrane protein
Exons: 3
Coding region: 2749-4179 (476 amino acids)
Cellular component (GO): membrane
Source: RefSeq, a predicted model, not a curated record